GCACCCCGCCCAACAGGUAAACCGAAGUACAACCGGUGUAUUGUCACUGUCUGGACUAAACCUAAUCAAUUGUUUUACAUUCAAAGAGAUUCCAGGUGGUCAGCCAUGGAUGGUGGAAAGAAAGUGUGGGUGCCUCAUCCCACCGAGGGUUUUAAACUGGGGCGUAUAGUAGACAUUGGAUCAGAUUCUAUUGCUAUUGAACCAUUUGAUGCACCAGGAACAACAAUAAAUGCUAUUUAUGAUCGUACAUUCCCAGCCGAAGAAUAUGAUAAUAAAGAUUGUGAAGAUAACUGUGGGCUGAUGUAUCUAAAUGAAGCUACAUUACUUAAUAAUGUUCGAAUCAGAUAUAUGAAAAAUCAGAUCUAUACAUAUACAGCAAACAUCCUCAUAGCUUUGAAUCCCUACUAUGAAAUGCCGGACUUAUAUUCAUCAAACGCAAUUAAAAAAUAUCAAGGAAAAUCUCUUGGCACACUGCCACCUCAUGUCUUUGCUAUUGCUGAUAAAGCUCACAGAGAUAUGAAAGUAAAUAAAACAAGUCAGUCUAUUAUUGUAAGUGGCGAGUCAGGAGCUGGCAAGACCGAAUCAACCAAAUACAUCCUCAAAUAUCUAGCUGAGAGUUGGGGAACACAUGCCGGACCAGUGGAACAACGUAUAUUAGAUUCCAAUCCUUUAUUGGAAGCAUUUGGUAAUGCUAAAACCGUCAGAAAUAACAACAGUAGUCGAUUUGGAAAAUUUGUAGAGAUUCAUUUUGAUAAAAAGUCAUUGGUUUGUGGAGGUUUUAUUUCUCAUUAUCUACUGGAAAAAUCACGUAUUUGUAUUCAAAGUGGUGAGGAGAGAAAUUAUCAUAUAUUUUAUCGACUAUGUGCUGGGGCACCGGAGGAUUUAAAACAGAAAUUGAAACUAGGAGCUCCUGAUAGCUUCCAGUAUCUGAAAAAUGGAUGUACACAGUACUUUAUUUCACGAGCUUCAGAAAAGGCUUUGAAUGACAAUAGAAAAAGUAAAGAGUAUUUAAAGAAUAUACCCAUUUUGAUGGUAGUAGUCUAUAGAAAUAUUAAUGGAAUAUUGAAAGGCAGGAUUCAUGCAGAUCUUUGA
Patella vulgata (common limpet) is the source of this 1092-nucleotide messenger RNA. Its product is annotated as unconventional myosin-VI. Gene Ontology annotation, cellular component: endocytic vesicle; myosin complex; actin cytoskeleton. The record is from RefSeq and is a predicted model, not a curated record. Bases 106 to 1092 code for a protein of 328 amino acids. NCBI's taxonomy places the organism in Eukaryota, Metazoa, Mollusca, Gastropoda, Patellidae. Gene Ontology annotation, molecular function: microfilament motor activity; actin filament binding; ATP binding. Gene Ontology annotation, biological process: actin filament organization; vesicle transport along actin filament; endocytosis. The transcript has 10 exons.